Esox lucius (northern pike) is the source of this 1920-nucleotide messenger RNA. It is a transcript of the gene h3f3c, whose product is annotated as H3 histone, family 3C. Gene Ontology annotation, cellular component: nucleosome. The record is from RefSeq and is a predicted model, not a curated record. Gene Ontology annotation, molecular function: structural constituent of chromatin; protein heterodimerization activity; DNA binding. The transcript is spliced from 4 exons. Bases 148 to 558 code for a protein of 136 amino acids. NCBI's taxonomy places the organism in Eukaryota, Metazoa, Chordata, Actinopteri, Esociformes, Esocidae.
AAUGAUUGACGUGGCCGCCAUUUUCCUACUGGACGCCCUGUUCCCAUUGUGUAUGAGAUAGUAAAUACUGACACUGCUAGACAACCAUAACAUUUAUUUCCUUGCGAAAAAACGUUUAUAUUCACAUCAGGUGAUAACUAACUUGUCAUGGCUCGUACCAAGCAGACUGCCCGUAAAUCCACUGGAGGAAAGGCUCCACGUAAGCAGCUGGCCACCAAAGCUGCCCGCAAGAGUGCACCUUCCACAGGUGGGGUAAAGAAGCCCCAUCGUUACAGGCCCGGCACUGUGGCCCUGCGUGAGAUCCGUCGGUACCAAAAGUCCACUGAGCUGCUGAUUCGCAAGCUACCCUUCCAGCGUCUGGUGAGGGAGAUUGCUCAAGACUUCAAGACUGACCUGCGCUUCCAGAGCGCUGCCAUCGGAGCCCUACAGGAGGCCAGCGAGGCCUAUCUGGUGGGUCUGUUCGAGGACACCAACCUGUGCGCCAUCCAUGCCAAGCGUGUCACCAUCAUGCCCAAAGACAUCCAGCUGGCACGUCGCAUCCGCGGGGAGCGCGCUUAGAUGCCACACUCCUUUUUUCUUUCGCUCUUUGACGUUUCACCUCUUCUUUUUUUUUAUUUUCUUUAUGCCUCUCCAUCUCAGUCCCCUCUCCCUGUUUUCUUCUUGGUAGACUUAGAGUAACCGUUUAUUAUGAUGAGAUAGAAGCGUUUUGAAAAGUCUCGUCUCUCAUAGGUUUUUGUCUUGAGCAGAUGUUUUAGGAUACCUUUUUUCGUGCAUGUAGUUAGGUGUCGCUGAUCCAGACACACGCACGCGUACACUUUAAGGUGUAAACCGAGCGUUCUCAGCUCUCAUGCAACAAAACUCCACUGUGGUGAUCAGGGACAUAUCAGGUGAGUGUGUUUUGGGACAGGUGUUGGGUUUUUUUGCAGCACAAACACACAUCUGACCAGAAGGGCAUCACCCGGGGGCUAGUCUGCUUUAGGGGAGUGGCAACUUCCACAGCAGGGUGCUACUUAAACUAACCCCAGGGCCUCGUGUUGGCGUGCGUGUGCUCUGAUCAGCCAUGCACAUUGUAUUCAAUGGCAAACAAGUACCUUCUCGGUUCACUUAAACAUGUUUGAUGAUUACUGUCAUUGUGAAUAUGGUGUUAAUUUUUUAAAUAAUUCAUACAUAUGCACAUCUUUUCUUUUUACCAAUGCCAGAGACCUCAACAAAAUAAUAAGUAAAGUGAUUGAUGUUUUACAACAUGGCAAAUAUAGGUUUUUACAGAGUAAUUUUUAAACCGAUCAGGAAGCGCUUUUUUGUUUCAUAAGAGCUCCUGUUCCAGUGGCAGCCACACAGGGGGCGAUGUGUACCAGCCAGCCUCCUCUAAGUUAUUCUGACCAUCAGUCUGUCCAUGAUACUAUGCUACACUCAACCUCUUCACCUUAAGUCUGUCUCUAAAAGUUGGCAUUAGCGUUGUCACACCAGUAUAAGACUUUGUACUAGCGAGAGUUGCUCUGCACGUUUGGGUCCUUUUCUGUCUCUUUUUCACACUUCCUCUGUAGAUCUGAACAUAGAAUCUGUUUCCUCAAAAUUUGUGAUACACAAUAUAACCUCAUGUUUGUUUUCUUAUAUAUUUUUCUUAUUCCUCAAGAGUUUCUGAUGUUUAAGCUGAUCUCUGUAUUUUCCAAAUUUCUCAUAUUAUGGUGGUAAUAAAUAGAUGUUACACAAAAUAGGAGUCUUUCAGUCUUCAAUUCUUGUUGUGCAUGUUAUCUGUAACUGUUGUACAAUUUAAAUUUUAUGAAACAUUACAGUGGCCUACCCCUUGUUUAAAUGAAUAUCCCAGUACCCAGCAGUUUCUUUUUGUAUUCCAUUGUAUAUUUUUGGUCCGUAUCUCAAGCAACAUAUCACUGGUCUUUUCUUAAUAAAAAUGUCUCACCU